Molecule: messenger RNA, 667 nt
Organism: Drosophila bipectinata
Lineage: Eukaryota; Metazoa; Arthropoda; Insecta; Diptera; Drosophilidae
Source: RefSeq, a predicted model, not a curated record
CAGAAGUAUAAAAGGCCCCACAGCCCCAUGUGGUGGAUAUAGUUAUUCCCAAUCAUGAAGUAUCUACUGGUUCUGGCACUCUGCUUUUUGGCUGUCAAUGCCCUGGUGGUGCCGUACAACGGCGAGGAUCAGGAGGAGGACCUCCGUCUCUUCAGCGCCACCUACAGCGCCCUCAAGACCGCCCUGCGCACCAUCAAGGGUCUCAGCUGCAUCAUCGACUGGGUGGUGGGGAUCAAGGCCAGUGCCGAGAAGUUCAACUCGGACAUUAUCCUAUGUGGCGUGACCGCUAGCAAGGAUGUGACCAACCUGAUAAACGCCAACCUGGAGAUCAUCAAUUCCUGCAGCAACAUCAUCAACCUGAAGUCCACCAUUUGCGCCGCCGCCGACGAUGAGGAGGCCAAGAUCACCAACAGCUGCUUCGUGAAGACCGUCGCCCAGGUGUGGAAGCUGAAGAAGCAGGUGGAGAAGGCCGCCAGCCUGGCCGCCAAGCUGCCCCAGACCGGACCCAAUGCCUCGGCCUGUGUCAGCGAGUCGGUGACCACACUGGUCGAGUACUACACCCUGUUCCCCCAAAACAUUGUCAGCUGCUCCAAGCUGACUUCCUAAGAGAUGGGAUAGAUACCACAAAACUGCGAGCAUUUAAUAAAUUUUUUUUUUUAAUAUAUUA